AUGUGGAUUUGCAAAGCUGCCUUUCUCUUUCUUUUCUUGCUCAGCUCAGUGAAAGGAGAUAUACUGGAUGACUAUUUAAGAACAGAUGGUGUUUGGAUACUUACUCGAAGUAAACAGUUUUACAAGACAAGUAACGAAAAAGAAUGUGCAGAGAAAUGUGAAGCAGAAAGAAAUUUUAAUUGCAGGGCCUUCCUAUUCACCAGGAAAAAGCUACAGUGUCUAACGCUGGCUGAAAAUACCAAAAUGGCAGUGAUGUUCAACAGCAUGGAUGCAGUUCUUUAUGAGAAGAAAAUUUACCUUCUACAAUGUAAAAGAGGGAUUGGGAAGGACUACAGAGGAAUGGAAGCAAAAACUCGAAGGGGUAUUCCAUGCCAGAAGUGGGCAGAAAAAUCACCCCAUAAACCAAAUUAUACACCUGAAAAACACCCCAAUGCAGGACUGGAUGAAAACUUCUGCAGAAAUCCUGAUGGGGAUGAAAGUGGACCCUGGUGUUACACAACAGAUCCUGCUACCAGAUUUGAUUACUGUAACAUCCCAGAGUGUGAGGACCAGGUGUUGUACAUGGGAGAAGGCUCUGCAGUGGAGUGCAUGCACUGUAAUGGUGAAGACUACCAUGGAGAAGUUUCCAGGACAGUGUCUGGGCUUGAGUGCCAGCACUGGGAUGCCCAAGAGCCACAUAGGCAUGGAUUUACCCUGAAACACUUUCCGGGGAAGGAUCUGAAGAUGAAUUACUGCCGUAAUCCUGAUGGUGAACUUCAGCCGUGGUGUUUUACUUCUAACCCCACUAAACGCUGGGAAUAUUGCAACAUUCCUCGUUGCACAACGCCCCAACCAGUCUCUGGUCUGGGCUCCCAGUGUCUUUCGGGGAAGGGAGAAGACUAUCGAGGCAGGAUAGCCAUCACUGAAUCAGGAAAUGCCUGCCAACACUGGAACACACAGUUUCCUCACAGACAUGGCUGGAUUCCUAAAAGAUAUCCCUGCAAGAGCUUAGAGGAAAACUACUGCAGAAACCCAGAUGGAGAGAAGAGGCCUUGGUGCUACACCAUCAGCAACAGUGUUCGGUGGGAAUACUGUGCAAUCCCCCACUGUGAUGGGACAGAACAAGAGACUGCUGAUGUGCCUGCGCAGGUUCCCCUGCCAGAGGAGUGCUAUCGAGGCACAGGGCAGAGCUAUCGGGGCACAACUUCCGUCACUGCAUCGGGGAAGAAAUGCCAGGCCUGGAACUCCAUGUUCCCACACAGGCAUGAAAAAACCCCAGACAAAUUCCCGAACGCGGAUCUGAGGGACAACUAUUGUAGAAACCCAGAUGGUGAUAACAGCCCAUGGUGUUUCACCACUGACCCCAGCAUGACAUGGGAGUACUGCAAUCUCAAAAGGUGUGAUGAUCACACACCAGAGCCCGCAUCGAAUGACUCCCCUGCAACGAUGGCACAAAAUGUUGGCCCGACAACCUCCACCACAUCUGAGUGCAUUAAUGGUAAUGGUAAAGAUUAUCGUGGCACAGUAGCAAAAACUGCAAGGGGCAGGACUUGUCAAGAGUGGAGUUCUCAGAAACCUCAUAGCCACAAAUAUUUCACUCCUGUGACUCACCCAACAGCAGGCCUGGAUAAAAAUUAUUGCAGGAAUCCUGAUGGAGAUGUAAAUGGUGUUUGGUGCUUCACAACAGACCCAGAAAAAAAAUGGGAGUACUGUGAAAUCCCACGCUGCUCUUCUUCUGAGCAUGACUGUGGAAAGUUCCCAGUGAUGAGUGAGAGAGCCUGUGAGCAAUAUAGCAUGUGUGAUGCAUCUCCAGGGUCUUGGCCUUGGCACAUCAGCCUCAGGACAAGUACCAGUGUGCACCAUUGUGCUGGCACUCUGAUACAUCCACAGUGGGUCCUUACUGCAGCUCGGUGCUUCCAAGAGUCAAUAGAGCCUUCUUCCUACCGGGCAUAUCUUGGGAUACAGAAUCUCAAUGCAGCAGAGCCAUCCUUGCAAAUCCGAAAUGUUCAGAAAAUACUAAAGGAACCAAGUGGAGCAGACAUUGCUUUGCUGAAAUUGAACAGUCCUGUAACAAUUACAGACCGUGUAAAACCAGUUUGUUUGCCUGAAGCCAACCUGAUGGUAGAAAGAAACACAGCAUGUUUUUUAACUGCCUGGCGAAAAACAAGAGGUGCCAAGACAGACAACAGGAUAAAAGAUGUUGAAUUCCCCGUGCUUGAAAAUAGAAUAUGUAACCUCCCUGAAUUUCUGAAUGGAAGUGUCAAAAAUCAUGAAUUCUGUGGUGGAUUUACUUUUGGAAGCAUAGGUAACUGUGAGGCUGAAGUUGGAGGACCUCUGGUUUGCCAAGAUAAGGACAGAUUUGUCCAAUAUGGAAUCACCUCUUGGGGACUGGACUGCACCCAGCCAUCAAGGCCUGUUUUUGUUCGAAUUCCUACUUUCAUUUCUUGGAUCAAGAAUGCAAUGCUUGCCCACUGA
This is a messenger RNA of Mesitornis unicolor (brown roatelo), 2454 nucleotides long. Its product is annotated as plasminogen-like. The transcript has 19 exons. Bases 1 to 2454 code for a protein of 817 amino acids. Gene Ontology annotation, cellular component: extrinsic component of plasma membrane. Gene Ontology annotation, biological process: proteolysis. Gene Ontology annotation, molecular function: signaling receptor binding; serine-type endopeptidase activity. NCBI's taxonomy places the organism in Eukaryota, Metazoa, Chordata, Aves, Mesitornithiformes, Mesitornithidae. The record is from RefSeq and is a predicted model, not a curated record.